AUGAGCGGUGCGAAUCAAGGGCGGCGGGGGCCCCGCGCGCGGCCUCCUGGCCUCCCAGCCCCCCGCCCCGGCCAACUUUCAAGGGAAGACGCGGCGGCGUCUCCCCAGCACCGCUCUGUCUUCCGCGGGUCCGAGACCCUGGGGGCGCGCGGAGGACAGGGAGGGCCCCUGCGCGCUGGGCGCCGGGCGGCCUCCCGGCAAAGCGAGGAGCUGACACCUCCGGGCGCCGCCGCCCGUCCCCCGCGGCUCUCCCCGCGCGCCGACUCCCGCCCCCGCCCCGCGCCGCUCACACAGCCAGGCCGGAGGGUGCGGCGGGCGGCGGGGCGCGGAAAGCGCAUUACGCGAGAGCGGCGCGGGGCGCAGGGGAGGGGGCGCGCCGUCCUGCCUGGCGCGCGCCGCCGUCACCCAGGCGGAUGCGGAGAACAAGUGAGCAGCGCGAGGGAAGCCGAGCGGCCGCCUGGGGUGGGGGCGGCCCCGCGCACAGCCUCCCGCGGCCGCCACACCUGUGCGGGCAGUCGCGUGCGCCCCGCGGCCCCUUUACAUAAGCCUCGGUGCUCCGGCCGCGGGGGGAGGGAGAGGGCCCGGCGGGAGGCGCGCACCCCCUUGCUUAGUGUUCAGGGAAAGCGGGGCCCUAGAGCCAAGUAUCCGGAUGACGGGCCGGGACUCGCUCCAGGGCGGGGUGGGCGGUUUGUGAGUGUUUGUUUUGGGUGGUGA
Rangifer tarandus platyrhynchus (Svalbard reindeer) is the source of this 714-nucleotide messenger RNA. Lineage: Eukaryota; Metazoa; Chordata; Mammalia; Artiodactyla; Cervidae. The record is from the annotation of a GenBank genome assembly.